AUGCCUUCCUCCAUCCCUUACGACCCGAGCCUUGUUCUGGCCAACAUUGUCCACCCGGACAAGAUUGCCAAUCAUCUUGCCAUGGCGCAGAUCCAAGCCUCGGCGGACGAGCAACAGGAUCAUCUCAACGCCCUCAUCGCCUCAAAGAGAAGCCUCGACAUGACCAGGAGUCAACUCGUAAACAUCAAAGUCGACACGAAGACCAUUGAUAGCAAGAUGGAGGCCAUGAAUGCUGAAAUCGAUAAAGUGGCGACUGGUUACUGCGCCGAGAGAAUCAAGGCCGAGGAAGAUCUCGUCAGUUGCCGAAAGAAGAUGAGCGCCGUUAACACCACUCCCGAGAGCCCUGUUGACUUCGUCAAGACGGAUAUCAAGACGAUGCCCCUCGCCGCCGACUCACUCAGUAUGGAUGUGCAGUACUUCUCCUUUGACAUUAACAUGCAAAGUUCCGAUGAGCAUGCCACUGCCGUCUCUGAUGCGGUCUGGGCUUCCGUCUCGAAGCUUGGCAACGACGCCGCGUAUACGAUGAGCCAUGCCGUCCAGAGCCAGGUCUCGAAGCAAACGAGCGUGCACGAUAUCUCGGGAACCCUCGUCUUUACUGUUACGUGCACGCACAAGAACGCCUCCCUCCUCGCACCCCUUAUCAUCAACGUCGACAAGGGCAUUGCGGCGUGGAACGAGCUGCACGAAAUGACGAAGGAGAUGCACAUCGUCUCGGGCGUCACCUAUGGCUCCAGCUUUGUCGGCAUGGUCCAUGUCCUCAAGAUGGAAAACACCUCCGCCUCUGAAAGCCUCAGCUCCAUCGCCCAGACCCUCCAGGCCCAGAUGGACGCUGGCGCCUGGUUCGCAAAGGCCUCGGGUGGCUUCGGUGUCAACGACUCCUUCUCCAAUGACGUCAAGAACCUGCUCAGCUCCCAGAACGUCUCGUCCCAUGUCACGGUAGUCAGUAUGGGCGUCAUCCCUUCCAUCGUCGCCAACGAGGUCAAGAUCGGCGUCAAGGAGUUCGCCGACUUCGACCCUGCCAAGAACAUGGCAGUCUCUGCCGCCGAUGGCGCCCGUACUGGUGCUCAGAUCCAGAGUAUGAAGUCCACUCAGAUCAAGGCUGCCAUUUCUGCCCUUGGAGACCUCCAGGACGGCGCCAACAAAAUCAUCGACAUCAACUCCCUCAUGACCGCCCUCGAGGACUACCUAAAGAAGGCCGCCGAGGGAAACUGUGGUGUCCCCAUCAACUACUAUCUCAAAAUCCUUACCCGCAAGAUGCUCUGCCAGAUGUGGGUGGCAAAGUACUACCCGGGCAAGUACCUCGAGAUCAAGGCCGAUGAUAGUGAAAAAAUAAAAUCCGGCAACGAUGAGACUGUUCCGGCACCUAAGGAACCAAAGGAUUAG
Grosmannia clavigera kw1407 is the source of this 1383-nucleotide messenger RNA. RefSeq lists its product as uncharacterized. The transcript has 3 exons. The record is from RefSeq and is a predicted model, not a curated record. Lineage: Eukaryota; Fungi; Ascomycota; Sordariomycetes; Ophiostomatales; Ophiostomataceae. Bases 1 to 1383 code for a protein of 460 amino acids.